UAGAUAGGAUAGUAAUCCGUGGAAGUGAGUGAGCGAGUCAGCCAAACAAACAUCCAUCAACUUUCAAAGCUUUUUUUCUGUUUUAAUUUGUUGUAUUGACAGGUAAAUCAGAUUUCUUAUAAACGGAGGAUUGUGUGAGGUGUCUGGAGAGUAUAGAUAAGGAUCUCCAAGAGCUUCGGUGGCGAAUUUGUACAAAGAGUAAAGCAAGAAUUUGUAUACCAGAAUACCGUGACGAUACCUAGCUAAACAAUGGGAGGCUGGCGUUGUUCAUACCGCAACUGCAGUAUGAAAUAUGAUGGCAAGACACAUAUGUUCCAUUACCCGGUAUUUGAUAAGGUGAGAUGCCACCAAUGGCUGGUCAACACUGGAAGGCUGGAUUUCCUUAAUUUAAAGGUGUCACAGUUGAAAAACAGAGUGAUAUGUCAACACCACUUCAACAAAGAAUAUUUUAUGAACUUCAAGGAAGACAAAUUAACUUUUGAUGCUGUACCUUCAUUAGAUGGUCCUUUUUGUGAUGCAGGUGACAGUCAAAAUAAAAGUCUUGAAGAUACAACUAAUUCACUGCCUGUAAUUAUUGAUAUUGACAAUGAGUUCUUGACUUUAAAAGAUAAAAAAGCAAAUUACUCUGUCAAGUACGCUGAUUUUUUGAGCAAUGAUUUAGCUGAUAUUGAUAUAUCUACACAUAUACCACAACACAAUGUGUUCAAUGAAGGUGUUGAGAUAGAAAAAUCAUGUUCUGCUUCAGAACCAAUUGAAAGCAAAGAUACUUCAAUAAGUGAAGUUUAUGUACAUAAAUUGAAACCAAGUUCGGUAAACAAUAACAAGGCUUCCACAUAUGAAAUAAAUAAAAAAAGUGAAACACAGCCAGUGCAGGUUGUUCCUCCUUAUAAUACAGAAAUCAAGCAAAACCAAAGCAAAGUAGAAGAAAAUUUUGUGGAAAUAGAAUUACCACCAGGUUUUUUAAACAAUAAUGCUUUAUUAUCAGAUGAUGGUAACAUAAAUAAUACAGAACCGAUUGUUGGCAAAGUCAAUGGCAAAUUAUCAAAUAAGCAAGAAAAAGUAAGAAUCUUGUCAGAGAAAAGAAUAUCGGAACCCUUGAUAGUCACUGGAACCUUGGAGCCUGUGUCACCAUCAUCAAUUUUUGUUCUAAGGAAGCCUUCUACAAGUACACUUCAACAGGUUUCAAAUGAUGUCAGAUACCUGGAGCCAGUGCCACCUUCUUCAGGUUUGCCUCUAUUACAAAACAAUACUAGUGCAAUCCAAAGCAAUUCCCAAAAGAUUUCAAAUGAGGUCAUUUUAAAUAAUCAAGAAAUAUUGUUUGGCAAUGAACAAUUUGAGCCAGUGCAAACAUUGACUGAUAAUAAGUCUGUUCUGAAAAAGGAAGUAGUUAAGGUAUGUAAGGUUAGGCAAGAAAAUAAAGCUAAAUCGCCACGGACUUCUCUUUUGAAGAAUAAGAUAACCCCCGAAAGGGUCGCUGCAAUUAAAGAAAAAAGAAAAUUCAAUAUGAAACUGCGUGAUAUGAUAGAAACAUUUCUAGAUAAACUAGAUGAACAAGAUAAGGAUAGUAAAUAUUCUAGCAAUAUGCCCAGUCAGUAUAAUAAACUUUCAAUUAAUCAGUCAAAAUCACUGAACAUCACUGAACAAACAAUUUCUAGUUUAGAAGCAAGAAUGAAGCUAAUGGAAAAUGCUUUAAUAAGUAAAAUAGAUAAAAAUUCGCAAAGCAUAAAUGAAAUUAAAAACAUGAUUUUACAGCAGAAUCAGAUCGAAAAGAAAACUAGUGCUACUCAAACUUUUACAGGAAGUCAGUGUCCAAAGAAACGCCUCUAUCACGAAAUAUCACAGUAUUUAAGUCCAGAUGUAAAUAAUCUUAUUUAUGAAGAACUGUUCAUUAACAAAUUUAUGAAAGAUUCCAAAACUUCAGUUAAAAGAAAAAGACCUAGUUGAUAAAAAUCUAAAUAAAUAAAAUAAUAAAUUUUUAUUAAAA
Molecule: messenger RNA, 1984 nt
Organism: Plodia interpunctella (Indianmeal moth)
Lineage: Eukaryota; Metazoa; Arthropoda; Insecta; Lepidoptera; Pyralidae
Exons: 3
Coding region: 250-1944 (564 amino acids)
Molecular function (GO): sequence-specific DNA binding
Source: RefSeq, a predicted model, not a curated record